AUGCCGCCACAGCAGAAGAAUGUGACCAAGUGCAACUUGGAAAUAGAGGCACAGAAAUCUUUUGCACAUGCAAAUGCCAUAAACUUUUGUGCUGAUGUUGUACAAUCUCAGAAAGUAGAGAUGAAUAGCACGGAUGAUAUCGCGCCAGGAGGUUCAGAGAAGCAGGAAAAGUCGAAUGAGGAGGAUACAAUAGUAGCUAACGAAACUUUUAGCAGUACUGAGGACAGCAAGAGAGACGAAGAAAGAAAAAAAGAGGUUAAGUUGAUGGAGAAAGAGGUUGAAUGUGAAGCAAUAGAUGAGUCAGUGGGCAUGGGAGAAGAUGGAGAGAUUACGAGUGUUAAAGAAAUAGUGCUCAAGGAUCGAACGCCAAGUGCCUUAGAUGGUGUAGCACUUCCAAGAUCUGUGUUUGAAGUGAAGACACUAAUGGAGAAUUCUGCUGUCCAAGGUAUUUCUUCCACAUUGCUUUCAACCCCUGAUACUUCUACGAUUCGGUCUAUACAAGAUCAAGGUGGUAGUUUUGUUUUAGCUACAACUCCUACCGCUCUUGUCUCUUCACCUGCUCCAGCGUCUGCGACUCUAACGCCUGAGACAGCAAUUGUUGCGAAGCCUGAUGAACCUAUAUGUCCAUCUUUUGGUGAAGAGGCUUCCUUUAGAUCGAUUCCGCAAUCUGUCUUUGUGAACCUUGAGAAACUGCUGCAGUGGUUCCCGACAACCGAUCGAUACCUUAUGGAGAUGCUGGCAACACGGAUAGAAGAAGCUCUUGUCAUCGAAGAUGCACUGAUAUGCGCACGGAUUGGAAAAUGCCAAGAAUUAUCUUGCCGUUCUGUGCUAAUGCAUUAUGAGCAUUGUAAAGACGGCAAAUUUUGUGGCGAUCCGAAAUGUGAAGAGAUAUCAAUAGUGUAUCAUCACCGGCGUACUUGUUCAAAGAAGGGCAUUAUGACCACAAGUGAUGGCACAAAGUUUUUGUGCCCGUUUUGCAUUCGCAUUCAGCAAAGACGAAGUCUUGGUGUUGUUGCAGCACUGGAUCAUCUUAUUAGUGACCAGUACCGUGCGCUUCAGCGAGCGCAUAGUGAGGCUGCCCGCAACUUUUGUUUGCAGAGUAUAAAUACGUGGAGCCAACGCAAGCAGAUUCUUCGUGCUGAAAUUGACCACUUGAACCAAUUAGCCCGUGAAAGCAGCGCUCUUGUUUUUAAUUUCCCGAGGUAUCAGUGGCAUUUCGGUGAUGCGGUGUCUGUUAAACGAGAACCAAUACUUUUGGAAAGCGAAAACAAUACGACGGGGUUGUCUGCACCUGAACCAUGUAUGAGUGGUACAAACGGGUCGACAGCAACAGAGGAAUCAUCUUCAAUGCGUUCAGAAGACGAGACGAACUUAGAUUCAGAUGCCCGCCUAUCUGAGGACAUUCAAAAAGAAAUUAUGACAAAAAAUGUAAGCUUUGACGUGAAUUUCAUCAACGAGCUACUUUGGGCUAAAGAUGAAGACGAUGGAAAAGAAUUGUCGCAGCGGCGGUUUGAUAAAGUUAUGGAGUUAGGCUAUGCCAUUGUGGAUGCAUCCUUUUGCGCCCCGUCCAAAGCCCAGCAGUGUCUUCUCAACUGCAAGGCUAUCCUUUUACACUUACAACACCACCUGGAUUUGCAAGUGUGCACUCAAACAAUGUGCGCGGCAGUUGAGCACCACUUCUCGCACUUGUCACAAUGUAAGGCACGUGACGACAAUGAGUCGUGUGAGUAUUGUUUACGCGUGGAAGAACGCCAAUUGAUCCGGUCCGUCGAUUCCAUGGAGGCUGAGCAACCCGAGGCUGAAGCAGAAGUGCAGAACAUUAUCAACGCUAUUACAGCAUCCUUCACGAACCAUCAAUCUGAUGAACGGGAACAGGAGGUGAUACAACUGGAAGAUGAGCUAGAACAAGCUGAGGCCAAUAAGCAAGAGUUGCUGGAAAAACUGAGUGCAGCGCGCAUGAACCUUCGAAAGGUGCGGAGAAGAAUGGAGCGUUAUGGCAUAUCUACUUCCAUUAGUCGUCAACUUCCGGUGCAUUUCGUCCAAGUAAGGCGUGCCGAAGGAUCUAGCAACAGAUUCAAAAAGCGGCGCCGCGCUGGUUCACUUGACUAA
This is a messenger RNA of Peronospora belbahrii, 2109 nucleotides long. Lineage: Eukaryota; Oomycota; Peronosporomycetes; Peronosporales; Peronosporaceae. The record is from the annotation of a GenBank genome assembly.